GUGUUAGAAAAAUUGUUUGCUUCCUUACACCAGCCUCCAAACCUGAAUGACCUGAUGUAGGUGUUAUCCGCGUAAAGAAAGAUUUCAGGAAGCUUUUAUAGUCUUUAAACGGUGAUAAAAUGCUUGCGGAUGUGAUAGUGGAGGAGGAUUUUGAUAAAGAGCAGGAGCUGUGGUACAGCAAGAAGGAGCUUGAACACGAUCUACACUUGGCUGCAGAGUUGGGAAAGACUUUGCUGGAGAGGAACCAUGAGCUGGAGCAGGGCCUUCAGCAGAUGUACUCCACCAAUCAGGAGCAGCUUCAGGAGAUCGAGUACCUGAACAAGCAGGUGGAGCUGCUGAGGCAGAUGAAUGAUCAGCACACUAAAAUGUACGAGCAGUUAGACGUGGCAGCGCGAGACCUAGAGGUGACGAACCACAGGCUGGUGCUGGACAACCGCACAGCCCAGGGAAAGAUCCAGAGCCUGACUGAUACCAUCGACAGCCUGCAGUCCCACAUGGAGAAUCUGCAGAAGCAGGUGGAGGAGCUGAAGGCGUCGCAGUCAGAGCGCUCAAGGAGAGAACGUGCUGAAGCUCGUCGAGGUCUGGCAGCUCAGAGCGUCUCCUGCCUCUAUGACCUGCACCGGGACAUGCGUCUGAGCUCACAGAGCCACGGUGACGAUCGCUCGUGGUGGACUCUGGAUCCUGGCCUGGUGGAAGAGGAGAAAUCCACCCUGCAGAGUGCAUUGCGUAACCUGCAUGCCCAGCUGGGCAGUGAGCGUGAGCGUCGGGAAGCAGCAGAGAAGGUCAUGGAGUUAACCGAGCGAGAGAACCGGGCACUGGAGGAACAGCUGGCACAGCUGGAGGGCAGGCGACGGCACCAAGCCGAACUGGAGGCCGAGGUGGAGGAGCUGCGGCAGCUGUGGCGCUCUGAAUCAUCGAGUGUUAGACCUACAGACUCGCUCGUAGCCGAAGCUGUGCUCUUCCUCGCUGUCGAGAAGGGGGCGGGGUCAGGGGUGGAGGUGGUAGAGGAAGAGGAAGGGUCAGAACAGGAACAGAGACGCGGGCAUGAGCUGACGUGUAUACGGCGAUCAGAGGCAGUCCGGCAGCGUGGGAUCUCUCUGCUGAACGAGGUGGACGCGCAGUACAGCGUGCUGAAGACCAAAUAUGAGGAGCUGCUGCUGCGCUGCCAACGUGGGGACGACGCCCUGAGGCACAAAGCCGUCCAGACGCCCGCCGCUGCCCUCAAAACUCCAUCAGCCUCCCUCACUGAUGAUGCGUACCAGCCUGAGUACAGGGCACUCUUCAAGGAGAUCUUCACAUGUAUCCAGAAGACCAAAGAGGACCUGAGUGAGAACAGGGCCACGCCCAGGCACAAACAGUGACUCUGGGUUCUGGGCAUUUGUUUUGAGUUGAAUAGCAGUAUUUCUCAUCAACCUCUGUGCAUUUAAAAAUAUUUCUUUGCACUUUUUCAUUUGUGUAAAAUGGGCAGCACAGGAUGCGUCGUUCAGAGUGUUUAGUGCAUCGUGGGAUAUCAGGAGCGUGUCGUACACCACGUUACACUUUUAGAAACGAUUCCCUAAGCAAUGCACUCUGUCAUAAACGCACUGUGGUUUCAGAUGUACAGCCAUGAUCGUGACUGUGGCCCGACCGAUACAGCAACGUUUAAUGAACGUUAAAGCAGCGUUUGCCGUUCAAUUCGUUUUAAGUAAUCAUAAUAUGAAGAAAUGAUGCUUGUCUGGAAAAAAGUAUUAUUUCCUAAAUGUCAUGCGUUUUGAUUUGAAUUCAUGUGCGCAAAUAAGAUGAAAUGUAUCUUCAAGUUUUUUUUCCCAUCCACGUGAUCACAUGACUUGUGUACGCCGCCUCCUAGUGGCACCGCAGCAUGUUUGUUCUGUCUGAAAACUGAGCGUAACACUUUACUUAUUUACAAGUAAACAUGAAACAUGCAAGAUCUGCUUUAUCAGCACAGUUUGUUAAUAAUGAUACUUUCAGAAAACCACAAUUUACUGGGCAAGGUUUUUGUUUGUUUGUUUGUUUGUUUGUUUUUUUAAAAUCUGCUCUCUGAUGUAUCGGUCGGGACUCAGAUGUGAGUUGUGUUUUGGAUGUGGUGUUUGUGGUGCUGUGAGUACAGCCAUCAGCGCGCGCACACACUCUCACACUCACUGUCCAGGAUUAAACCCGAGCACCACACACGCAUGUCAGUUUGAGUCGUUUGGUUUGAUCCAAAAACUUUGCUGCUCUGGCUUUUUUGCAAAAUAUAACCUUUGCCAUUUCUGUGUCACAUCAUGUCGUGCUGUUAUUAAUAAUGAAUUAGCACUAGCUUUAUAAAUUAAUACUGUAGAAUGAACGUUAGAUGAAGAGAUGAUUCAUGAACACGUGAGGAAUAACAGAGGAACUUCAUGUUCAGUUCAGUUGCAUGUAAAUUGCGUUUGUUGGUUUUUUUUUUGUUUGUUUGUUUGGGUUUUUUUUUGAGCGACUCGAAGCUUACCUCAUGAGUUCUCCGUACUAACAAACUAACUCUGUAUUAACGUGUUUUGAGUGAAAGAGUUUCUCAUAGUGAAGCAAACACGCGUGUGAUGUUUGUGACACUCUGCACUUUAUUCUAUUUUAUGCAUUUCAGUUCAGGGUUUGCUUUUGUUUGUUUUGUUUUUUUUAAAUUGUAUUUAUUGUUUUUGUUCCCAUAACUGGAUGUAGAUAUAAGAGCUUUAUUUUUUAUUUAUUUUCCUAAUUUUUGUUCAGUCACUGUGUAUUUAUGAUGUGGGAUUUUUUUUUUUUUUCCCUUCGUUUGUGAACACUGAGUGAGUGGACGUUUUCUUCGCAGGUUUAUAUGAAUGUCAUUAAGCCUAAUGAAAUAUUUAUACUGCUUUUACUACUUGGUGCUGAACACCAGGAACAGGAACAAAGCAAGAGUCAGGUGAAGAAACUCGUCCUUUUAAAAAAAAAUUUUUUGCUCCAAAUUUAGUCAAGAUGUUCUAGUCUGAAGUUUGCUUGCUUCUGCACUGGAGCUGUGAAGAUGAUUUAAUAAAGCUAAUGAGUUAAAAACAUGCUCAGACCUUCACCAAACAUCCAUACUGAAACAUGGCAAAUAUGUUUUUUUAAUAUUGAAAUAUUUGUGAUAUAUUUAGCGAGUCUGUUGCUAAUUGGUUGGUUGGGGUCUUUUUUUUUUUCGUGAGCAAAUGUGCCCUGCACUGAUGUCAAAGGGAGACAUUAUUGCUAGCGGAGUAACAAUAGCUUUUAGUAAAAAUAAAAAACAUCUCAGACAUGAGGAAUAAAGCUCAGAUUUUGCUCUUGGCUUAGGUUUUCCCUUACUCGCCUUUUUCCAGCCAUGUUUUAUUAAUGAGAAGCUGUAAAAGAGGAACAUGGUGGAGAAGUUGUAGCAAAUGUUGGACUGGAUUUAUGAUUCGUUUAGUCGGCAACCUACAAGAUGAUGAGCAACUAGAAGAUGGUUCUGCUGGAGGUACGAGCACAAAAGUUGGGGUUUUAAAAACUGAUUUAUUUGAGCAGAAGAUGAGGUGAGAGAGCUUAACACCAAAACACUAAAGCUCUGCUGCAUCGCUGUGUCCAGUGCACCGUUCUCAGCAGGUAGUAGAGUGGCACUGUGUGUACUGAAGGAAACCAAAGCGAAAAUGGACCAAAGCAAAAUAAUUCUUGGACACCUUCAAUGAUCAGAUUAAUUAUAAAGGCCUGCAAAGAGAAACUUCGUUAUCCUCUGUAUCACUUUCUGCUUCCUGACUUUCAAACUUUCAGGAACGAGACCAAAGUGAUUCCAUGAUGUUCCAGCAUCUCGGUGAGGUCCCACUGCUUCAUCUUCAACAUUUCCAGAAAGCUGGCUAUGGGUUAAAAGUAAAGCUGUUUUGGGGGCAUGGUGGAUAAGGCGCCAUACCAUAAAUCCAGGGACCCGGGUUCGAUUCUGACCUGAGGUCAUUUCCUGAUCCCUCCCUGUCUCUCUCUCUCCUGCUCAUUUCCUGUCUCUACACUGUCCUAUCCAAUAAAGGUGAAAAAAGACCAAAAAAAAUCUUUAAAAAAAAAAAGUGAAGAUGUUUUGGUGACAUCAAAUUUCAUGAGCAAUGUUAGACUUGUCACUCCAGUGUGUGGAAAAAAAAAAACACAAUACAGAAGCAAACAUCAGACCAAGAACUUGGCAUAAAACUUGCAUUUUAUUACCUACUUUUAAAAAAAAAACCUAAAAAUUGGGCACUUUUUUUGUUUUUUUGCGCAAAACUCUUCUUUUAAUCUGAGCUUUCCUAAUCAUUUUCAUAUCCAAACGUUCUCACACCGUAGUAGGUGAACAAGAGACGGUGUGAAAAGGAGGAUCUGUGGUUUAGUUAUUAAUGAUGAGACGGCUCAACAUGCAGUUUGGGUGUAAAAGGAAACUGGAGAAAUGUUUAAACGUAGUUACGGAGUGGUGAUAUGAUGGCGGAUGUUUGUAGCAGGUGAAAAGGAUCAUGUGGAGUUGAGAAGGACAGAGGGUGAGGGACAUGGUUAUGAAGGAAGACAGAAGGAAAAUCUGCAGCAGUGUUCGAUGUAAAUCAUCACCACCACCUUUUUUGUUCUGUAAAACCUUGUAAAAUAUCGUGUCUGGGUAUUUACUACAUAUCAAGAUAAUAAUAACAAGGACGUGUUUAUUUGGUUUCUUGAAACUUUGGUUGUUUGAAUGUUUACGAGAUGACAGGAUUUUUUUUUCCAGGGAUAAAAAGGACAAAGGUUAAACACGUCAGUUUAAUCAGCAAGUCAUGGAAGUUCUUAUGUUUUAUCAGCGGUGCCACUUAUUGUUAAUGGAAAAGUUGUGGGGAGGGGAGGGGUUUACCUCAUAGUUGAGCAUAUAUCUGAGGAUGAUAUCGAUAUUUCCAUUUUUAUGUUGGUGUGUCGUCCCCCCCCCCAGCCCCACCACCUUGCUUUCUGUUGGCUGAGGUUCAUGAAUUCACAAGUCAAAGGUCACAUAGCUAACAGGAAGGUUAACGCUACCACAAUUAAAUGCGUCUUUAAUGUCAUGUGACCUUUCCACCUGCUAAUUUGGCUGAAAAAAAUUUAAAUUCUAUGCCUAAACCAUAAAUUGUGGCACCUCUGACUUGAUCCAGAUGCACGUUUUGUUAAAUUUGUUGUACCAGUAAGCCGUAACAGGCCUCUGCACGUGUAAUACGUUUUCUCAGGAAAGCAUUUUAUAUUUGUUGGAUAAAAUUAAUGAAUUAAUUCCUUUUGAGAAUCAUUUUGUCAUCUCAGAAAACAUUGUUUAAAAAGGCAGGAAAAUUGAGUAUGUUAAAAUAAGUGCUUCCUUAGGACACAAGUAUAGCAUUAAUUUUGUUUAAUGUGAUAAAUGUGCAUAAUUUCAUAAUAAGGUUAAAUCCGUUUAAAUAAAUCGUAGACAAGGAAAAGGUCAGCCUUUUAGUAUUUAGAGAUUGAUUAGUUAGGUUGUGUGAUUUUAGUGCAAAUUAAUCCUGCCGCAGUAAUGUCCUGAUUGGUCACAUGGUUCAUUUGCAUAUUCAUAUUAUAUGUAAUAUUGAUUGAUGAAUAUUAUUCCUGCAAUAAUGCACGUGUGGGGAUUAGAGUCUUCAUGCCAGUUGGUCCAGUUUAAAGGUGCUAUGAGCUUAAAAUGGUGAGGGUUUUUAUAUAUAUAUAUAUAUAUAUAUAUAUAUAAAAUAUAUGUUGAUGCUUUUAGGGGAAAAGGUAGCAUUGUGCUUUAAGGGGGUAAAAAAGCUUCAAUACAAAACAUUUUCACUUGAAUGUAAACAAGCGCACAUUUCUAAAAGCCCUGAUUAUUUCCAUCCUGUUUUUAUUUUCUUACUCAAUCCUGUCCAUAUUGUACUUAAAAUGAUUGACAUUUUAUUACCAUCGUUGAUAAAAUGCUUCUAAAAUCUAAUAUGCAUAACCUGUAAAAUGGUGCUGAACUUUGUAGACUUUGUAGCCAAAUGCCAUAGAAAUGCCUUUUUUUUUUUUUUAAAGAGUUCGGGCAUGCUGGGAAUUGUAACAAUGGCAUGAACAGCGGCUUAAGAUGCCGAUUAAAGAGAGAUUUGCAAUUUAACAA
Messenger RNA from Neoarius graeffei (lesser salmon catfish), 5998 nucleotides. RefSeq names its product cerebellar degeneration-related protein 2a (gene cdr2a). The transcript is spliced from 5 exons. Bases 120 to 1361 code for a protein of 413 amino acids. The record is from RefSeq and is a predicted model, not a curated record. Lineage: Eukaryota; Metazoa; Chordata; Actinopteri; Siluriformes; Ariidae.